Molecule: messenger RNA, 564 nt
Organism: Desarmillaria tabescens
Lineage: Eukaryota; Fungi; Basidiomycota; Agaricomycetes; Agaricales; Physalacriaceae
Exons: 2
Coding region: 1-564 (187 amino acids)
Source: RefSeq, a predicted model, not a curated record
AUGGACGUACCCUUUUAUCAAGCCGUUCCCGCACCUUCCGUAGAGAUUUCAGAGACUUCGCGAAUCGCCAGUGAUCUUACCGUAGACCCGACACAGUUGGAGCCCAGUCUACAAGAGUGGAGGUUCUUCUACCUCGAUCGAAUGAUAUUUGCCACUCAUGAAGUCCUUGACUCGCUCGAGGCAGGAGAGAUACUUCCUCCGACAACAGCCGCACAAAACACUUCUGCUCCACCGAAGCUGAACGUACGCCAGAAAGAAACGUUCUUCCUUUCAUCCCUCGAAGGUCCCAAAUUCACCUUCCACAAAACCUUCGCAGUCCCUGUCCUCCGGAAAGACUGUAGUGGCGGUGGUCUUUUGCGCUUCCUCGAGCGUGAGCCAUGGGCAGAUCUGCGUCCGGACAAGGUUGUUUGUUUGGGGUGUGGGUGCGACGUUAGUAUCCAGAAUCCGGCAAACUGGAUAUGCCAUCGGGAUUUAUGCGUGGGCAUUGAUAAUGCGAUGUCGAGGUCCGUUGUGGAUGCUUGGGAAGCCGAGAUUGCGGAGUCUGGCCUCAUCGAGAGUUGUUGA